AUGGCUCUCUCUCAAGCAGCUGCCGUAAUCGAAAAGAUCAUUGGCCACACGGGCGAUGCCGAUACCGAACAGAACCUGAGCAACCCAUCCAAAGAUGCUGAAAGAUAUGCGGACCCUUCUGGUGAGAAGAUGAAAGCGCUGGUGUGGAACGGCAAGAACAGCGUCAAAGUCGUCGAGACCUUCAAACCCGCCAAGAUUGAAGACACGGACGUCAUUGUCAAAGUAACCGGGUCAACAGUCUGCGGCUCGGAUCUUCAUCUUUACCACGGUACGGUGGUUGAGCUUCAGAAGGGCGAUAUCCUAGGCCACGAGUUCUGUGGUGUUGUGGACAGUGUCGGCUCUAAAAUCAACAAAGUUAAGCUGGGCGACCGUGUAGUGUGCAGCUUCCAAAUCGCUUGUGGAAACUGCAUGUACUGCAAGCGCAAAUUGAGCAGCCAAUGCGAGAAGACCAACGACAAUAGGAUCGAAAACAUCAUGUACGGCGGUCGCACCGCGGGUAUGCUAGGCUACUCGCACUUCACCGGUGGUUAUGCUGGCGGUCAAGCCGAGUAUGUCCGUGUUGCAUAUGGUGAUGUCAACCUCCUGAGACUCCCCGACGACGUGCCAGAUGAAAAAGGUCUCUACCUAUCCGAUGUCUUAAGUACGUCAUGGAACGCUGUCGUGGACACAGGUGUCAAGGAAGGCGAUGUAGUUGCCAUCUGGGGCGCAGGCCCCAUCGGCCAGAUGUGCGCAGCCAUGUCGUUUAUGUGCGGCGCGAAGCGAGUAAUCAUCAUUGAUGGUGGUGAUGCCGCGUGGCGUCUGGACUUUGUGAAGUCCAAACUGCCCAAAGUCGAAACGAUAAACUUCACAGAUCUUCCCAAGGGCGAAAACAUCGUUUCAACCCUGAAAAAGAUGGAACACGGGGGACCCGAUGUCGCAAUUGAAUGUGCGGCGGGCGAGUAUGCGAAAGGCUGGGCUCAUUACUUUGAGCUGCUCCUGGGUGCUGAAACAGACACUUCAGAACUCGUCAAUGAGAUGAUCAUGAGUGUCAAGAAUUUCGGCCGCUGCGGCAUCACAGGCGUUUAUGUUGGCUACACGAAUCACUUCAACAUCGGAUCCCUCAUGGAACGCGGCAUACGGUUAAUCGGUAAUGGCCAAGCACCUGUGCAUUUGUACUGGGAAGAUCUGCUCAAGAAGAUACAAGACGGCAAUUUAGACGUCUUACAGAUGGUCAGCCAUCGAGUGUUGUUGGAGGAACUGGAGGAAGUCUACAAAAGAUACGACGCUCGUGAAAAGGGCCUCCAGAAGGUCUUUGUUCAGACAAAGUUCAGCUCUCCACCGAGCGAAGGAUCGCCUCAGUUGACAAAGUUUAGUACUGCAUAA
Molecule: messenger RNA, 1362 nt
Organism: Cladophialophora psammophila CBS 110553
Lineage: Eukaryota; Fungi; Ascomycota; Eurotiomycetes; Chaetothyriales; Herpotrichiellaceae
Product: oxidoreductase
Exons: 1
Coding region: 1-1362 (453 amino acids)
Molecular function (GO): zinc ion binding; oxidoreductase activity
Source: RefSeq, a predicted model, not a curated record